AUGCGAUGGCGCGCGCUCGCGACGAUCGUCGACGCACGGCACGCAACGACGCUGUUUGGGACCUUGGCCGUGCUAGAGAGGUCGCGGGCCCAGACUGUGGUGGUGCGGGCGGAGGGCCAGGUGCGGCUUCCUGCGGGCGUCUCGGAGCCCAAGAAGCAGCCGAACCUCACGAACCCCAAGUUCGGCUUCGUCUACAACGCGGAGCGGCUCAACAGCCGCGCCGCGAUGAUCGGUUUCUUCGCGCUGCUCCUCUUGGAAGGUGUGGCCAACAAGGGCAUCCUGGAGAUGAUGGGCGUCGUGGUCGGCAAGGGCGUUGAGACCACCCUGUAA
Messenger RNA from Pedinophyceae sp. YPF-701, 330 nucleotides. Lineage: Eukaryota; Viridiplantae; Chlorophyta; Pedinophyceae. The record is from the annotation of a GenBank genome assembly.